Messenger RNA from Alnus glutinosa, 1270 nucleotides. Its product is annotated as cinnamoyl-CoA reductase 1-like. The record is from RefSeq and is a predicted model, not a curated record. Gene Ontology annotation, molecular function: oxidoreductase activity, acting on the CH-OH group of donors, NAD or NADP as acceptor. The coding region runs from base 50 to 1015 and encodes 321 amino acids. NCBI's taxonomy places the organism in Eukaryota, Viridiplantae, Streptophyta, Magnoliopsida, Fagales, Betulaceae. The transcript has 6 exons.
AAAGAAAGAAGAGUGGAAUAUUGGGGUGAGAGUUGGAAACUUUCCGGAAAUGGCGGCUCAGAAGGGAAGCGUGUGUGUUACCGGUGCCGGAGGGUUCGUCGCCUCGUGGCUCGUCAAGCUUCUCCUCUCUAAGAACUAUUUUGUCCAUGCUACCGUUAGACAACCCGGAGAUGCAAAGUAUGCUCAUUUGAGUAAGUUUGAGAAUGCAUCGGAAAACUUGAGACUGUUGAAGGCAGACUUAUUGGAUUACAACUCUAUACAUUCAGCAGUUGAAGGGUGCAUAGGAGUAUUCCAUGUUGCUAGUCCAGUUCCUUCAACUAGUACUGUAACAAACCCUGAGGUAGAGGUGAUGGAGCCUGCUGUAGAGGGCACACUUAACGUGCUUAAAGCAAGCCUUGAAGCAAAAGUUAAGCGAGUUGUUGUUGUGUCCGCUUCGGCUGCUGUGUUCAGGAAUCCAUCAUGGCCCAAAGAUCAAGUGAUGGACGAAACAUGCUGGUCUGAUAAGGAAUACUGUAGGACUACUAAGAACUGGUAUUUUCUUUCUAAAACAGAAGCAGAAAGUCAGGCACUGGAGUUUGCUAAAAGAAACGGGCUUGAUGUAGUAACUAUAUGCCCUACACUUGUUUUGGGGCCAAUUCUGCAGCCUGCAGUGAAUGCAAGUAGCUUAGUUCUCAUUAGACUUCUGAAAGAAGGUUAUGAAUCAGUAGAAAACAAGGUCCGGCCAAUCGUUGACGUACGUGAUGUAGCUGAGGCACUGAUCCUGGAAUAUGAGAAGCCUGAGGCUAAAGGAAGAUACAUAUGCACAGCACACACUACCACGGAAAAGGGUCUGGUGGACAUGCUUAAGAGUAUAUACCCCCACUAUAACUAUCCUAAGAACUUUAUCGAAGUGCAGGAAGAAGGUGUCAGGUUGAGUUCCGAGAAAUUGCAAAGUUUAGGUUGGAGCUACCGGCCAUUGAAGGAAACUCUCAUUGAUUCCGUCGAAAGUUAUCGUGAGGCCAGGCUCUUGGAUUGAAAAAGGUGGUUUUAACUUCACAAGUAAGGGUAGGUUUUGUUAAGAGGACAAUUUGGCUUAAUAAAUGAUUCGAACAAUUUGAAUCUCUCUUGUAAACUCAAUGUAUGUUUGAGGUGUGCUCCUCGAGAUUGAUUUACUUAACAAAAAGAGUCUGUACCUCGACCUCCCUAUGUUAAGGCAUAUGGCUGUUUAAAUAUAAUCAGUUGUAGUCUUGUAGAUUAUAUAUAUCACUGCUUUAUUGGUUGUCAUAUCAAA